Molecule: messenger RNA, 1724 nt
Organism: Perca flavescens (yellow perch)
Lineage: Eukaryota; Metazoa; Chordata; Actinopteri; Perciformes; Percidae
Gene: zic3
Product: zic family member 3 heterotaxy 1 (odd-paired homolog, Drosophila)
Exons: 3
Coding region: 270-1607 (445 amino acids)
Biological process (GO): regulation of transcription by RNA polymerase II
Cellular component (GO): nucleus
Molecular function (GO): DNA-binding transcription factor activity, RNA polymerase II-specific; RNA polymerase II cis-regulatory region sequence-specific DNA binding
Source: RefSeq, a predicted model, not a curated record
CAGUCCAAGGACAUCAUCCGCCUGGAAAGGGGGGGAAGUUUGAUCCUCUUUCUCACGGAUCGCAGUCAACGGGAGUUUUUUUUUCUCCCAACUCUUUUACGCAUAGGAUUUUCCCCUGUUUUGGCUCCGUUUGGUUUUUUUUAAAUUUUAGGAUUUGUCGCAAAACGUUGUAAAUCUCGGCGCGGUGUCUGCAGCUUGUGCGCUCCGCUACACUGGAUUUUAAUUUUAUUUUCUGUUUUCUUCCCGUCUCCUAAGUUUGCUUCAAGCUCAUGACUAUGCUUCUUGAUAGCGGUCCGCAGUUUGCAUCGUUAGGAGUGGGGGGUUUCGGGACACCACGGCACCACGAUAUCGGGAACAGAGACCCGGGUCUGGGACUGAAUCCCUUCACCGAUUCCUCCCACUCCGCAGCUUUCAAAAUCAGCCCCGUGUCUCACGAUAUCGCCUCCAGCCAGACAUCAGCGUUCACCCCGCAAGCCACUGGAUAUGCAGCUGCCCUGGGACACACUCACGGCGGGCAGGUGGGCUCGUACGGUGGAGGAGCGUUCAAUUCAACACGGGACUUUCUCUUCCGUAACCGGGGUGUCGGUGAGUCCGCAGCGCCUGGCGCCCAGCAUGGGAUCUUUGCAGCUUCGGCGGGGAGCCUCCACGGGCCGCCCGGGAUCGGCGAUAACCCCGGACAUCUGUUGUUUCCAGGACUCCACGACCAGGGGGUGAGCCACACUUCACCGAGUGGACAUGUAGUUAACAGCCAAAUGCAUCUUGGCUUACGCGGGGACAUUUUCGGAAGACCUGAUCCCUACCGUCCGGUCGCGAGCCCUCGGACGGACCCCUACGGAGCUCAGCUCCACAACUACGGCCACCCUAUCAACAUGAACAUGGGGAUGAAUGUGCCGACACACCACGGCCCAGGAGCCUUCUUUAGAUACAUGAGGCAACCGAUUAAACAAGAAUUAUCCUGCAAAUGGAUAGACGAGAACCAGAUGAACAGACCCAAAAAGACUUGUGACAGGACUUUCAGCACCAUGCACGAGAUGGUCACUCAUGUGUCCAUGGAGCACGUCGGCGGCCCCGAGCAGAGCAACCACAUCUGCUUUUGGGAGGACUGCCCGAGAGAAGGGAAAUCUUUUAAGGCCAAGUACAAACUCGUCAACCACAUCCGUGUGCACACGGGCGAAAAACCGUUCCCAUGCCCGUUCCCCGGAUGUGGGAAAAUAUUCGCCAGAUCGGAAAAUUUGAAAAUCCACAAAAGAACACAUACAGGUGAGAAGCCGUUUAAGUGUGAAUUUGAUGGCUGUGACAGACGCUUCGCCAACAGCAGCGACAGGAAAAAGCACAUGCAUGUGCACACAUCAGACAAGCCAUACAUCUGCAAAGUGUGCGACAAGUCAUACACACACCCCAGCUCUCUCAGGAAACACAUGAAGGUACAUGAGUCUCAAGGAUCUGAAUCGUCUCCAGCAGCAAGCUCUGGAUACGAGUCGUCCACACCGCCAGUGCUGGUCUCAAACAGCACUGAAGACCCGACAAAAACACCGCCGUUAGCCGUACAAAACACGUCCGGCCACAGCGAAGGACUGGCACCCAACUUUAAUGAAUGGUACGUUUGAAGUCAGAGGAACAAACCUCACAAUGUGGACCAAGGAGUUAAGGAUAAAAACCUUAAAAACUAUUCCUGUUCUCUUCACACACACACACUCACAGAGAGAGAGAGACACACACACACA